AUGACGCGCACCGUCAAGGCCCUUGAGAGUUCUUUGUGGCCCGUUCUAACCUCUCUCGACUCGUCCACUGGCGCCAUUCCAAUUGCUUGCUACGCGAACGCUGGCGGCACUCACCAUCCCUUGGCAAACCUGGGAGGCGCCCAGGUCUUCCCAUGGUCCAAGGCCGAGGCUGGGGUUACCCAAACCAUGAAACCACAGCGUGAGCUCCUGCCCGCAGGCCCAGCGGUAGCCAGCGGCGCCUCUUCUGAGCGCGAGUCGACCCCGCAAUCUGUUACCGGCGGUGCUGGUGCUUCUUCUGCCCCAAGACGUCGUCCCCAGACCAAGAUCGCGUGCACAUCAUGCCGUCGGAGGAAGUCGAAAUGUGACGGCCUACGUCCCGUCUGCUCAUUAUGUGCAGGCAUGGGCCGCACCAAGUGCGAGUACGAUGCUGGGCCUGACGUCACACGCUUCGCCGCCCUCAAAUCCAAACACGAAGAACUGCAACAACGCAUCUCUCUAUUUGAGGAGCUCUUCCACCUACUUUCUAUGCGCACCGAUUCCGAAUCGGUCGAAAUCAUUCGUCGCAUGCGCACCACAAAUAUUCAGACAGGCCUGGGCGACCUUGUCAAGUUUAUCAAAAACGCCGACCUGUUGAUCCAACUGGCCUCUACCAAGUCAGCAGAGUCCUCCCCGGCACCAGGAGCAGACGUUGAGUCCCACGGUUCCCUACCACUAGACGAAAUAUUGUCGCUGUUCGAAUCAUUGUGA
This is a messenger RNA of Colletotrichum aenigma, 747 nucleotides long. RefSeq names its product Nitrogen assimilation transcription factor nit-4 (gene nit-4-2). Lineage: Eukaryota; Fungi; Ascomycota; Sordariomycetes; Glomerellales; Glomerellaceae. The transcript has 2 exons. Gene Ontology annotation, biological process: regulation of DNA-templated transcription. Bases 1 to 747 code for a protein of 248 amino acids. The record is from RefSeq and is a predicted model, not a curated record. Gene Ontology annotation, molecular function: zinc ion binding; DNA-binding transcription factor activity, RNA polymerase II-specific.